Molecule: messenger RNA, 1237 nt
Organism: Cataglyphis hispanica
Lineage: Eukaryota; Metazoa; Arthropoda; Insecta; Hymenoptera; Formicidae
Exons: 6
Coding region: 77-1207 (376 amino acids)
Biological process (GO): sensory perception of smell; detection of chemical stimulus involved in sensory perception of smell
Cellular component (GO): plasma membrane
Molecular function (GO): olfactory receptor activity; odorant binding
Source: RefSeq, a predicted model, not a curated record
UGUAAAAUCGUGAGAAAAGCACAAGGAUAGUUGCGGUUUUAACACGCAUGUGAAAGAAAAUGCAGUAAUAGUUAUUAUGAGAGCUGCACCGACGCUGGAUAAAAUUAUUGCUUUUCUUAAGGUGGAUUUAAUGUUUGCUUGUUGUUGGCCUCUACCACCAACUGCCACGAAGUUUCAGAUAAUUCGUGACAGAAUAUUUCGAUUCUUAUCAGGCGUAAACGGUGCAUUUAUAAUUAUUGAAUUAAUAUAUUCGAUCAGUAAUCAUCUUGAUAAUGUAUACUUAAUUAUGCAAUUAGCUUGUGCAUUAGGUAUCUUUUGUGAGGUUCCAUUGCAGAUAUUUUUAUUUACUCAACAGCAUGAUCGCUUACAAAGUGUAAUUUGUACAAUGGAAGAUUGUUAUAAACGAGCAAAUGCUGAGGAGAAGAAUGUGUUUCAACAAUAUAUUAAUAAAUAUAUAUUACUGUAUGGAACUACCUUGACUUUGACUGCUGCAUCUUUAGUUGGUUCACUUUUAGUGCCACUGAUUCGAUCUCGUAUGUUUCCGCUAGAGAUAGAAUAUCCAUUUCGCGUUGAUUAUCAACCGAUGACAGCAAUAAUUUAUUUUCAUCAAGCACUCGGUAUGUAUCAAGUCUCUUGUCAAGUAAGCGCUAAUGUUUUUCUCGCUCUUUUAUUAUGGUUUACGACGGCACGUUUCGAGAUUUUGUCCAACAAAUUCCGUACGAUCACGAAGUAUUCUGAAUGGAAAACAUAUAUACAGGAACAUCAAGAAAUCUUAAGAUAUGCCACAGAAAUGAGCAAUUCCAUCGCCCACGUAGUGUUAUCAUCGCUCGGUGUUAGUACUGUAACGCUAGUGUUCGGUGGCGUUACAUUUCUCAGCCGAUUCCCGCUACCCGUAAAAAUUCAAUAUAUAAUCGUAUGCUCCACAUCAUUGACAAAAGUACUUUUAUGUGCCUGGCCAGCUGAGUAUCUAAUGAGAACAAGUUCUAACAUUGCUGAGGCAGCUUAUAAUUCAUUAUGGUAUAAUCAAAGCAUUGAUUCACGAAAGAUUAUGCUAUACACUUUGCUCCGGUGUCAACGAGGUGUAGUUAUAUCUGUUCCCGGAUUAUUAAAAGCUUUAUCUUUUCAACAUUAUGCCUGUUAUCUUUCGACGGCCUUUUCGUAUUUAACAACGUUUCGAAUAAUUCUUUCUGACGAUGAUAAAGUAUAAUUUAAAAGAAUUUACUAAAUUUCGUAAAAG